AAACGGGGAAAACCCCAUCUGCAAGUGCGGAUAAAAUUCAGGUUUCAAAUCUUCGGUUUCCCGGCAAAUUGGUCUGAAAAUUGAAAGCUCGAAAGCUCCUUUAGUCGGAAAUCAAGCUCUCUUGCUCGGAAUAUGGUCGCGAAACCUUGAACAGAUCGGGGUUGCAGCAGUCUGUUGCAGGAAUGGAUAAAGUUGUGGCUACAGUGAGUGGAUACCAGGGGUCCGAGCGAUUCAACCUCAUCAAGCUGAUUGCCAAGGCUGGCGGAAACUAUGUCGGCACAAUGAGUGAUUCCGUCACGCACCUGGUAUGUUGGAGAUUUGAAGGGAGGAAAUAUGAACUUGCCAGGAAGUCAGGAAAAACAUUCAUUGUUAACCAUAGGUGGAUCGAAGACUGUAUUAAGAAAGGAAGACGUGUUCAAGAGAAUCCAUAUAUGGUACAAUGCGGGGAAGAAGUUGGGCCACUGAUGAACACUACACUUGUCAGUGGAAGUAAUAAAUCCACUGAGUUCAAUUAUAACGAUACAUGGAUUGAUAAUGCUCUUGAGGAAUAUAUUCCCGAUCAUGAAAUAGAAAAGCAUAAAUCUGGGCAGGAAAAGAAAAGACGAUGUCUUAAGCAUAACCAUAACUUAAGCAACAGACAUCGGCUUGAUGGUCCUUCUAUAUCAGGCUCAUGUAGGACGGAGACAGAGGAACCAAGUCCUGAGCGUCCACUAUUUCUUACACCAAAAAAGAGGGACAAGGAAUUGCCUGAAACAUCUCUUAAACGUCGUAGACUGGUGAAAAAGAAUAUUAGGGAUGUGUUAGAGAUUUCAGAUUCAGAACAAAGCCCACAAAUUCAAUCUCUGCCAGAAGAUGAAGGUAUCUUGCAUUCUAACAAUAUAAAUGUUGAGCAUGAAGGCAUAUCAAAUGAGAGUGACACAACAAAAUUCAGCAAUGCGGAGGACCUGGAGAAGAGGACUGAUGGUCCUGAAGAAAUUCUAACUAUGAUCAAUGGUGAAAAUUCAACAACAAACCCAAAUGGUGACAAUCCAUUAUCUCCAUUCAAUUCACCACCAAAGCAUAUGCUGGAUGUUGGUGUAGAUGAGAGAGGUGAAAAUUGUGUGAGAUUGCCCACAUCGCCAGAGCGCUCGUGUGUCAUAUGCUGGACAGAUUUCAGCUCAACCCGGGGGUUGCUACCUUGUGGCCACCGUUUUUGUUUCUCGUGCAUCCAAAGCUGGGCAGAUCAAAUGGUAGCAUGUGGAAAAACUUCAACAUGUCCUCUAUGCAAGGUUGGAUUUGCUAGUAUCACCAAGGUCAACGCUGUUGUGUCCUCCGACCAAAAAAUAUAUUCACAAACUAUUCCUCACGACCGUCCGGGAACUGACAUUUAUAUCCUUCCUGAUGGUGGAACAUCUCGUUUUCCUGCCAACACAUCAACAAUGCCUCCAGUCUGUUGCCAAUGCCUUUCGCGAGCACCAGAGGAACUUCUCAUCUACUGUCAUGUGUGCCAGGUUCGAUGUAUACACGAAUAUUGUCUGGAUCCGCCAUUGCAACCAUGGUCGUGCCUACACUGUAAGGACAUGCAGAGGCGUUAUCUAUCGUAUUACCGUCCCAUUUGGUAGCCCUCCCAUGGAUUAUUGUACGUAUUUUUUUUAUUUACUUUCAAAGAACUUGUUUAGUCUAGGUGGGUGUUUUCGGUUAUCAUUUCUACGUAAAAAGGGUUCUACUUUCAGGUCUUUCACAUUGAGAGCUUUCUUCCGCCAGCACAACCCUUUCACAGUCCAAAUUCAGUUAUAGAGUGUUUAUUCGAAUUUAGUUUUCCUUCAUUUCUUAUUAAUUCAUUUAAGAAUAUUGCUGUUAAAUAAUACUCCGUAAAAAAGAAGUUAUCCUAAG
Molecule: messenger RNA, 1872 nt
Organism: Cuscuta campestris
Lineage: Eukaryota; Viridiplantae; Streptophyta; Magnoliopsida; Solanales; Convolvulaceae
Source: the annotation of a GenBank genome assembly